Messenger RNA from Vigna unguiculata (cowpea), 864 nucleotides. RefSeq names its product nucleosome assembly protein 1;2-like. Gene Ontology annotation, biological process: nucleosome assembly. The record is from RefSeq and is a predicted model, not a curated record. Lineage: Eukaryota; Viridiplantae; Streptophyta; Magnoliopsida; Fabales; Fabaceae. Gene Ontology annotation, cellular component: nucleus.
AUGUCCGAUGGCUCCCAUUCUCCUUCUCACUCCGACGUUCUUACUCCUGAUGAUGAAAGUACUGAUACAAUGAGCGACAAUCCCCAGCUCUCGCCUGAGCAGUCUGUCUCGCCAAAAGUUGCGAAACGUGUGGAAUUUCUCGAAGAACUUCAGAAAGAAUUUGAAGCGGUGCAGGCUGAGUUUUUUGAGGAGCGAUCACAGUUGAUGGCUAAAUACGAGAAGCUUUAUGAGCCAAUUUUCAACAAAAGGUAUGAGAUUGUGAAUGGUAUCAAAGACGUAGAAGAUACAGAUGAAGCAGACCAAGUCACGGAGGAGAAUUCAGAGAAAGGAAUACCUAAAUUCUGGUUAACUGCUAUGAAGGCCAAUGAGAAACUGGCUGAACUGAUAACUGAAGAUGAUGAGGGGGCCCUCCAAUAUCUUGAAGAUAUAAAGUGUAGACUUGAGGAUUCUAAAGCCUUCAAGCUGGGGUUUUUCUUUUCUGCUAAUCCUUAUUUCAGAAACUCUGUGCUAGAAAAAACAUAUAUGGUUGACAAGGUUGGGUCUGUGUCAGUAAAAGCCGAAGGGACGGAGAUUGAGUGGCUUCCAGGAAAGUGCCUGACAGUUAAGGUUCUUCAGAUGAUGCCAAGGAAAAGAUCAAGCAGUGAUAUCGAUAAUAAGCCCCUCACAAACACAGAAAAAUGCGAAAGUUUCUUCAACUUUUUCAAUCCUCCCCUUGUCCAGGAUGAGGAUGAUGAGGAUGAUGCACCUAUUGAAGAGAUCCAGAAGGAUUAUGAGUUAGGUUGUGUGAUUCGGGACCAAAUCAUUCCUCAGGCUGUGUCAUGGUUCAAGGGGGAGUGUACAGACGCAGAUUUUUUUGAUUUGUGA